Molecule: messenger RNA, 525 nt
Organism: Caenorhabditis bovis
Lineage: Eukaryota; Metazoa; Nematoda; Chromadorea; Rhabditida; Rhabditidae
Source: the annotation of a GenBank genome assembly
AUGCUGCUCUUCAUUCUCGCAACUCUCGUCGCUUCGACGUCGGCUCUUUCGUGCGCGAAUGAGCAAGGACCAUGCAUCGAAACUUCCAUUGACGGACUCAAUGUUCACUUGUGCCCUGAUGGUAUGGGAUGUCUAAACAACCAAUCGUGCUGCCUAUUCGAAGAUAUCGUCUCGGGACCAGUGACCACCACACCAUCACCAAAUCCAGGACCAUCGCCGUCAAACAAUUGCGUUGACAAGGUCAACCCAAAUACGGGAGUUUCCGAUUGCCCGAAAUCCGCCUAUUUGUGCGAUAACUCCGCCUAUCGCGACUUGAUGACUGAUCAAUGCCCGAAGACGUGCAAUCGAUGCGGCGGCAAUGUUGGAUCUACAGUGGCGCCGGUCAAUCCAGUCGCCUCAUGCGUCGACAAGGUCAACCCAUCAACUGGAAUCUCCGAGUGCUCGCAGAAGGCUUAUCUCUGCACCAACGCCGCCUACAGAUCGGUGAUGCAAGACCAGUGUCCGAAGACGUGCGGAUUCUGCUAG